Nyctereutes procyonoides (raccoon dog) is the source of this 3221-nucleotide messenger RNA. It is a transcript of the gene BLOC1S6, whose product is annotated as biogenesis of lysosomal organelles complex 1 subunit 6. Gene Ontology annotation, cellular component: extrinsic component of membrane; BLOC-1 complex; transport vesicle. Bases 111 to 629 code for a protein of 172 amino acids. Gene Ontology annotation, biological process: intracellular transport. The transcript has 5 exons. Lineage: Eukaryota; Metazoa; Chordata; Mammalia; Carnivora; Canidae. The record is from RefSeq and is a predicted model, not a curated record.
GGGUGCGACUGCCGCUCGGGUCCGGCUGGGCGCUGGACGCGUUGAGUGCGCUCUCCCUGCCGCUGACCGUCUGCGCAAACUGCCCCUUCCCUGUGCCCAGCGGGAAGGACAUGAGUGUUCCUGGGCCGACGUCCCCGGACGGGGCGCUGGCAGGGCCACCGCACGGCCUGGGGCCCGGGGAGCCGACGCCGGGUUUAAGUGACACUUCACCAGAUGAAGGAUUACUAGAGGACUUGACUGUAGAAGACAAAGCUGUGGAGCAGCUGGCAGAAGGAUUGCUUUCUCACUACUUGCCAGAUCUGCAGAGAUCAAAACAAGCUCUUCAGGAACUCACACAGAACCAAGUUGUAUUACUAGACACACUGGAACAAGAGAUUUCAAAAUUUAAAGAAUGUCAUUCUAUGUUGGAUAUUAAUGCUUUGUUCACUGAAGCCAAACACUAUCAUGCCAAGUUGGUGAAUAUAAGAAAAGAGAUGCUGAUGCUUCAUGAAAAGACAUCAAAGCUAAAAAAAAGAGCACUUAAACUACAGCAGAAGAGGCAGAAAGAAGAGUUGGAGAGGGAGCAGCAACGCGAGAAGGAAUUUGAAAGAGAAAAGCAGUUGACUGCCAAACUAGCUAAGAGGACGUGAGAAACUGAGCGUGUCUGUGUGCUCUCCCUUCCCUGUCCCAUGUGCCAGUGUCCAGGGUGGCAUCAGUGGAGACGGAGGGAAGGUAGUGCCUUAUGUCACUGUCUCACAUUUUGCAGUGCUUUCCCCAGGACUGCGGCUCUGUAACUUUGUUUCUGCAUUCAAGAAGUUUGUCCCCCAGGUAGGAGACAUAAUGCCACUCGGUUGAAUAUUUUUAUGUAAUUUUCCAACUUCUGCGUAGUUUUCAAAUUCAUUAUUUUGGCCUUGAAUGAUUUAUAAACUGGAAAAUGGUCUAGACUCUAAGCGAUUGAAGACUAGGAUGAAUUUUUUGACAUCUUGAUAAGUAUGGAUUUAAAAGAUUCAAUUUCUUAUUUAUGAAAGGACUUGCCUUUCUGGCAACACAGUGCUAGUUUUUGGUAAUUGCCUUUUCAUUGCUUUGUUAAGAAGAAAUGCUAACUGUUUAUUCACAUAUGCCAUUGGAAAAGAGGUGGUAUAAGCCUUUGUGAAGAACAUGAUGGAGACAUGUGUACAUAGCAAAUAAUAGCAUCUUAGACAUUGGGCAUAUGGGCAGGAUUCCAGAUAGAUCUUGCUGAUUGUCUGCUCUGUUUCCUGAUGUGGUUGCUCUUUUGUUCUCCUGUGUUCUCUGGGCUCAAAGUAGAUGAUCCUUACCCUUAGUGUUUGGCAGGGGUGAUAGAACUGUCACACACUCAGAUGUGCUUCAGUAUUUAUAAUACUUAAGUCAUCACACACUGAGAUACAGUUGAAAAAUUGAUAUGAGUUCAACUUUACAAAUGGGAGGUCUAAUCGCUAGUUCUGUCUAUCCUCUGGUUUGCUGUGUGGCCUUCCAUGUGGUUACUUUUUCUGUGCUUUUAAAAAAAUUUGUAAAGUAGAAUGAUAUCUAUACCAACUACCCAUUUUAUAGACCACGAUAAGAAUGGUGGAAAAUUAGCAAAUAGCUUCUUCAGAAAAGAGGCAGCAUGAUACUUUUAGUAUUUUCUACAUUUUUCCCUCAGUAUUUUCACUAGAAACUUAUGUGAGGCAAAUAUUACAUGAAAUUUUAUUUUUUAAGAUCGAGAGUAUAUUAUUCGUUGUUUUAGUAUUAUUUAAUAUCCAAGUGGUCUCCAGUGUCUAUUACAUAGAGACUGUACAGAGCCUAUAAAUAAGGGUGUAGGCUUAGAAUGUGUAUCUUUUAUACUCUACAUUACAUUUUUGGUAAGCUGGAAUUACUACCUCUGAUCUUGUAUCAGGCUAAUUAACCAUAGAGAGGGCAUUAGAUUUAAGCUGACUGCUUAAGACUGAUCUGUUUAAAGAUUUAAACAGUUUGUUGGAAAGCCGGUCCCUUUAAUGAGUGAAUUACGAUCUCUCAAUUUACUUGACUUUACCUGAUAUUUAAGAAUAUAAAUAUAUUUAAAAGGCUACAUUUGUCCUCAAACAAUAGCUAAAACUUGCCUAGGGCAGGGUUCAUUAGCACUUGCAGGACAAUGUCACCUCAAUCACCGAAUGUACUCAUUUAUAAAGGCUGUGCAUUAUUUCUUUGAGUGGUUUAUGGGCCAGCUGCAAGGACUAUUUAAAAUACGGUUUCUGGACACCACUCUCAAUCUAACUGAAGCAAAUCUGUUUGUUUGUUUUGUCUCUCUUUUUAAGUUUCCCUAAGUGAUUCUAAUGUACCUUAAAAGUUGAGACCCACUGGUCUAGUGGUGUAGGUCAGAGGUUCCCACGCCAGGCUGUGUACCAUUAUUACCCGGGAACUUUAAAAAAAAAAAAAGAACAAAACAGUCAUUCUGGAAGAUUGUUUCUCAUUAGUUCUGAGGUGAGGCCCAUGCAGAUUUUACCCACAUAAUUCUAAUGCCAGGAACUCCCCAUCUAUACUGUCUAUAUUUGUAAGGAAUGAAAUAGUUUAAAAACUACCCAGUAAUCCUUGGGAUUAAUCUUAUGAAAUGAAUUCUGAACCACUACUUUUGAUAUAAAGUCAGAUUUAAGAUUGAAAUAGAUAGCAGGCAGGAAAUAGAUAUAGAAUUCUGGUUAAUUAAUUGAAUUUUUGUGAUCUGUAUUAAAAUAAAUCAUGUUUAUUGAAGGAGUGGCAAGGCACAUACGCUUUUAGAAUUGUAUUUAAGUUUUGAAGAUUUUUUAAAAUGUCAAGAAUAUGUAUUAGCAACCACUAUUUUUAGGUCAGUUGUAAAUCAGAAGUACUAUUGGUAAUUACAGUGUAAAAUUUUAGCUGUAUUUCAGUAGUGUAGAAACAUAUCUUACUGACUGAACUUAAAUGAAACUCUUAUAUUAGUCUUGCAGUAUUUUUGCACAAUAUAAUGAAUUGAUACUUUGAAAAGUUACCUUUAUUUUUUUGUUUGAAAAAAAUUGCCUUUGUUUUGACCUAUAUCACAUGUACAUCUAAAAUGAUGACAGUUAAUUUUGUAUUUAUUUUGCAGUAGGUAUUAUGUAAAUAUGCAGACAUUGAAUGUAAUAUGGAUUGUAUCUGCAGUGUUUUUGGGUUGAUACAGUUCCUAAAUAUGCCAAUUAUAUACUCUUGUACAUUUGUCUGAUUUUGAGCUUGUACAGUGUGGACUACUUUUUACACAUUUAAUAAAAAAAAAAUGG